GGUUUUUCUUCAACGUGUGUAUAUUUACGAGCGGUCUAGAGAACAGAACAGAAUCCCAUAAUUUCACGUGGUAUCAAUAUAUUUUUCGAAUUCCCAUUUUGGUGAUUCAAAUUAAUAAAAAUGAAGUUCAAAAAUCUUCGCAAGAAUCCAUUCAGUGCGACGAAAUCACAAGACGAUGAUGUUGAAAUUAAAGAAGAAGCAAUUGAUGAGAAGCAAGUGGAAGAGGUUAAGUUCCCAGAAGACACAAAUUUCAAUCACAUAAAAUGCAAAGCCGUGAGGCAAAUGAAGGUACAAAAGAUGAUGAAGGCCAAGGCAAAGGCCAAGAAAGAAGCAAAGAAAGCGAAAAUUCAGUCUGGUGCACCGAAACAAGUGCCGCAUACAAUUGAGAGUCUUCGAGAGAAAGAUGAAACCGCAAUAAUUGGAGACCUUGAUGAUGAAGAAAACGCAGAAGUCAAAGCAGAAUUGAUGAAUGAUGAAUUUGCUGCCUAUUACAGAAAUGAUUAUGAACCGAAAGUAUUGAUCACGUACUGUGAUAAUCCAACACGAAAAACGAGAAUUUUUGGGAGAGAACUCACUCGCAUUAUUCCAAACUCUCUCUCAUUAUAUCGCAAUCGUUCAGGUGUUAAGAAAAUGGUCAAAUCCGCCACGGCCAGAGGAUUUACUGAUAUUAUUGUUAUUAAUGAGAAUCAGUGUCAGCCCAAUGGAAUGUUGGUGGUUCACCUGCCCGAUGGACCGACGGCUCAAUUUAAAUUGAGCAAUGUCAAAAUAACGCCUGAGCUGAAGAGAAGUCAUAAAGAGAUCAGUGAACAUAGACCUGAGGUUAUCCUGAAUAACUUUACAACACGAUUGGGUUACACAAUUGGACGGAUGCUGGGAGCUCUCUUCCAUUAUCAGCCAGAGUUCAAAGGACGCAGGGCGGUUACCUUCCACAAUCAACGUGAUUACAUUUUCUUCAGACAUCACAGGUACGAAUUUAAUCUGAAAACAGGUAAACCAAAGUUGAGGGAAUUGGGACCGCGUUUCACAUUGCGACUAAAAUCCCUUCAGCAUGGAACUUUCGACAGUAAAUACGGAGAAUAUGAAUGGAUUAUUCAGGGUAAACGCCAUGCAAUGGAGACGAGUAGAAGAAAAUUCUUCUUGUAAGAGGAAAAAAUAUAUCGUUUUUGGAAUAAAAAUUCAACAACUGGGGA
Molecule: messenger RNA, 1190 nt
Organism: Fopius arisanus
Lineage: Eukaryota; Metazoa; Arthropoda; Insecta; Hymenoptera; Braconidae
Product: probable ribosome production factor 1
Exons: 3
Coding region: 121-1143 (340 amino acids)
Biological process (GO): maturation of 5.8S rRNA; maturation of LSU-rRNA
Cellular component (GO): preribosome, large subunit precursor; nucleolus
Molecular function (GO): rRNA primary transcript binding
Source: RefSeq, a predicted model, not a curated record